This is a messenger RNA of Quercus robur (English oak), 1378 nucleotides long. Its product is annotated as protein FLX-like 3. NCBI's taxonomy places the organism in Eukaryota, Viridiplantae, Streptophyta, Magnoliopsida, Fagales, Fagaceae. Bases 256 to 1050 code for a protein of 264 amino acids. The transcript is spliced from 5 exons. The record is from RefSeq and is a predicted model, not a curated record.
AAUGAAAAUACGAAAGGAGUAAAUUGGUGAUUGUGGAAAUCGGCGAUUAGGGUGUAGGGCGAAGUGAAACACAGACACAGACACUUCUCCCGUCCAAGAACUCUCAACUCUGAUUCCUCCUUCCUUAUUGAAUUACAUUAUGGGCAUAGUCAAGUAAGCAUGGAAUAAAGUGACAAGAAAGGAUGUGCUGAAACCUUCUAUGUAGAAUUGUAUUUGAACAGCUUUGUUCCUGUGCAUGGGACCAGGAACUUGAGUAUGUCAGGGAGAAACCGUAUGCCUCGUCAUCCUGAAAAUUUCCGUGGUUUACGUGAUGUCCCUCGGUCUGUUAUGAACCACGGACCAGGACCGCUGCCAAUUCACCCUGCUGCUUUGGAAGAUGAACUUGAAAUGCAACAUAGGGAAAUGCAGAGGAUAAUUGCAGAGAACCGGCUUGUUAUUGAUGACAAUACACAUCUUCAAAGGGAAUUAACAGCUGCAAAAGAUGAGAUUCACAGAUUGGGGCAGGUCAUUCCCAAACUCCGGGUUGAGAAAGAGGUACAAGCCAGGGAGUUAAUCGAGAGAGGAUUAAAGCUAGAAGCUGAUCUCCGUGCUUCUGAGCCUCUGAGAUCAGAGGUUAUGCAGUUAAGAGCUGAAGUUCAGAACUUGAAUGCAUUAAGACAGGAUUUGUCUACCCAAGUCCAAAGACUCACACAAGAUGUUAAUCGUGCACAAGCUGAGAAUCAGCAACUAAUUGCCAUGUCAGCUGAUAUGGAUGGGAUGCGCAAGGACCUUAUUGAGGCCAGGAGGGCUUAUGAGUAUGAGAAAAAAGCCAAAGAAGAACAACUUGAAAUGAAGCAAUCAAUGGAAAAAAACCUCAUUUCCAUGGCUCGUGAAAUAGAGAAGCUAAAAAUAGAGCAGCUAAAUACAGAGAGAAGAGCACGAGAACUAGGUGGCGGGGGCUAUGGAAUGUUGAAUGGAAGCCCUGAAAUGAGAUACCAAAGUGAUGCGUUUGGCUAUGGCUAUGGCAGUGGUUGGGGACAUUACGAUAAGCGUGACCCUCCUCGUCGUUGAUUUUUCCCAAAGACAACUUGAGAUGCUUAUUUUGGGUUUGCAUGUAAUGGUCUUAGCUUCUUGGUGAUUGGACAUUUAGAGGUCUUCUACGUGAGAGGAAGAAAACAAUAUUAGGUUCAAGUAGAAUGAUAUCUUUCCACUCACUAGUUUAGAUGGUCACUGCAGCCUUUUCGGUUUCAAGCAACAUUUUUCUUUACUCCACUGGAAUUGAGUUAACAUGAUACUUAUUAUUAUGAUUGCAGAUUUGUACACAAAUUUAUUUUUAGAGAUUGGUCCAAAAAAAAAAAACUUAAAUUCGGAUUAUAUAGACUGGAUGAAUAUUUUGUUA